GAGAAACUCUCAUAGGUUAUAUUAUAUAACAACUCUGUCAUCCUUAAUCUUUUGAUAACAUAGUUGUACCAAUCACCCAAAACCAUAAGUUUCCUUUUACACACUAUACUACAUACAUGGCAGAUAACGUGGUUGCAUUCCUUUUGGAACACUUAUCCCAAUUGCUGCAACGCGAAGCUAAUUUGCUGUGUGGAGUGGAAGACAAAAUCAUAUCCCUUCGAAACGAACUUGAAAUCAUAAACAUAUAUCUCAAAACUUCUUCCGAAGGGAAGAUCAACAGCAACAACAGAGAAAUAGAACAAAAGGUUCUGAGUCAGAUCAGAGAUGUCUCCUACUUAGCCGAGGAUGUCAUCGACACAUUCAUCACCAAUGUCGCCUUCUACAAGAAGAGAAACGUGCUGGGAAGAAUGCUUCACAGCGUUGAUCACGCAAAGUUGCUCCACGACGUAGCAGAGAAAAUUGACAAGAUCAAAACCGCACUCAGCGAGAUACACGAAAACAAGAUCAAAUACUGUCAAGAAAGCAGUGAUCAAUCAAGAUCAGCAAGAGAAGAGGAGGAGAGAGCGCAAUCACUUCACAGAUUAAGAAGAAACGUGGAGGAGGAAAAUGUAGUGGGCUUUGUCCAUGAAUCCGAAGUAGUCAUCAAUAGACUCAUAGAGGGUGGUUCGCCGCCACUCAAAGUCGUUUCAAUAAUUGGUAUGGGUGGAUUGGGCAAAACCACCCUGGCACGAAAAGUCUAUAACAGUCAUAAGGUGAAGAAUCACUUCAAUUGCCGCGCAUGGGUUUGUGUGUCAAACGAAUGUAGGGCCAGAGAGCUUUUGCUUGGUCUUCUUCAAAAUUUGAUGCCAAACAAUGAUUACGAAGGUAGAAGCUUAAGUGAUGAUGAGCUGAAGAAAAGAGUGUGGGAAUGCUUAAAGUGGAAAAAGUAUCUGUUGGUUCUUGAUGACUUGUGGAAAAUACGAGAUUGGGAUGAACUAAAAGAUGCUUUUCCCGAUGGAAAUAGAGGAAGCAGAAUAUUGAUAACAAGUCGUUUGAAAGAAGUUGCCUCGCAUACCGGUCGAGAUCCUCCUUUCUUUCUUCAAUUUCUCAGUGAAGAACAAAGUUGGGAGCUCUUUUCUAAAAAAGUGUUUAGAGGAGAAGAGUACCCUUGUGAUCUUGAGUCUCUAGGUAAACAAAUAGUUAAAAGUUGCGGCGGUUUGCCACUCUCAAUUGUGGUUCUUGCAGGACUUCUGGCAAAUAAGGAAAAGUCACACAGAGAAUGGUCCAAAGUGUUGGGUCAUGUUAACUGGUAUCUUACCCGAGACGAGACUCAAGUAAAGGAUGUUGUUCUUAAACUCAGUUUCGACAACUUACCUUCAAGAUUGAAACCAUGUUUUCUGUAUUUAGGGAUGUUCCCUGAAGAUUGCGAAAUACAUGUAAAGAAGUUGUUGCAACUAUGGAUGGCUGAAGGAUUUAUACAAGAAACCGGAAGUAGAGAUGCAUGUGAUGUUGCUGAAGACUACUUGUACGAGCUCAUUGAUCGUAGUUUGAUCCAAGUAGCACGAGUGAAAUAUAACAGAGGCGUGAGAACAUGCCGCAUCCAUGAUCUUCUCAGAGAUCUCUGCAUAUUAGAGAGCAAAGAGGAUAAUAUUUUUCAAGUUUGCACUGACAACAACAUGUUAAUCCCUACAAAACCUCGUAGAUUGUCUGUCCAUUCUAGCAUGUCUCACUAUGUUUCUUCAAACACGGAUGAUCAUUCAUGUGUUCGCUCUAUGUUUUGCUCUGAUCCAACUUGCUUAAUUUCUCCGGAUGAGUGGAAAUGGCUUACCAAAAACUUCAAAUUGGUUCGGGUAUUAGAUCUUGAAGGAACAUAUUGUUUUAAGAUUCCUUCAAACUUAGGGAACUUCAUUCACUUGAGGUACUUAAGAAUUGAAGAUAUUAUAAGUGUUCCAGAUUCUAUAUGCAACCUUCAGAAUGUAGAAACAUUAGACUUUGGAUCUUUAUGGAAUGACAAAAUUUCUUUCCCCAUGGGAAUAUCAAAGCUCAAGCAUCUAAAGCAUUUGAAUACUUCUGGCCCUAUCAUUCUUCGGGGCCGUUGUUUAAAAUCAAAUGUUGAUGUAAUGUGGAAUCUUCAAACAAUCUCUCGCAUUGUACUGGAUAAAAAAACAACAUAUCUGAUAGAGAAAGGAAGUUUCCCCAAACUAAGAAAAUUAGGAUUGUAUAUCUCCUCAAACUUCAAGGGUGAUGUGCCCAAAAUGUUGCUAAGCCUUCAACAAUUGAAACAUUUGAAUCAGCUAGAAAUCAUAUUCAAUGUGAUUUGGCCACAGUCGCGAUGGGAUAUGAAUUGUAAGCCCGCGGAAGUUAUAGAAAGCUUGAAGCACUUGAGCCAUCUGAGUAUACUGAAAAUUAGGAAUGCAUGUGAGGUUGUAACAUGUGUAGCCAUGUUUCCUACCAACAUUACCAAGUUAACAUUGAUAGAUAUUACUUGUUUGAAUGACACUGGAAUGAAAGCUAUUGGAAAGCUCACCAAACUCCAAAAGUUGAUCUUAUCUGGACAAUACAGAUUUGGCGAGUUUUGGUCUUCAGAUUCAUAUUUUGAUCUUAAUUGUGUUGAAGAUGGGUUCCCACAGUUAAAGGAGUUUCAUGUGGAAAAUUUGCCUAUUCAAAACUGGAAAUUAGCUAAUGGUUCCAUGCCACGCCUUCAAAUCCUAGAUAUUCAUCGAUGUGAUAAGUUGGAUAGCCUCCCAAGUGAACUAUGGUCUUUGACUACCUUAACAAAAGUACGUGUUCGGAGACCUUCCAAUGCUAUGGCUGCAAUCCUACAGAAUUUGGAAGUUGAGAAUGGAUGUGAGGUCAUUGUAGACCUUCCAAUGCUAUGGUUCAAUGCCACACCUUCAAAUCCUUGAUAUUCAAAGAUGUAGUAAGUUGGAUAGCCUCCCAAGUGAACUAUGGUCUUUGACUACCUUAACAAAAGUACGUGUUCGGAGACCAUCCCCUCAAAUGGCUGCAAUGCUACACCAUUUGGAAGUUAGGAAAGGAUGUGAACUUAUUGUAGAGUAAUUAGAAUUAAUGCUUGUUUGCUUUGAAUUUAUAAGUUUUUUUAUGGUAUAUUUUAAACACCUUAUUUAUUAAUUUCAUAUUUCUUUCUUCUUCA
Molecule: messenger RNA, 3133 nt
Organism: Lathyrus oleraceus (garden pea)
Lineage: Eukaryota; Viridiplantae; Streptophyta; Magnoliopsida; Fabales; Fabaceae
Product: putative disease resistance RPP13-like protein 3
Exons: 1
Coding region: 117-2885 (922 amino acids)
Biological process (GO): defense response to other organism
Molecular function (GO): ADP binding
Source: RefSeq, a predicted model, not a curated record